CCCGUUCAGCUCCACCACCGACGCCGCCGCUCGCUUCGCUUCUCCUCCUCCUCCUCUACCCCGCCGCCGCCGGUGCCAUCCGAGGAUUCCGACGACUACCAGCUUCUGGACGCAACAGGAAAUUGUGACCCUUUAUGCUCCGUUGAUGAAGUUAGCUCACAGUACUUUGAAGCUAACUACAAACCAAAAAAUGAUCUUCUUAAAGCUUUAACUAUCAUUGCAACAGCUUUGGCAGGGGCUGCUGCAAUAAACCAUUCAUGGGUUGCUGAACAUCAGGACAUUGCAAUGGUGCUAGUUUUUGCUCUUGGCUAUGCAGGUAUCAUAUUUGAGGAAUCUCUAGCGUUUAACAAAAGUGGAGUUGGAUUAUUGAUGGCUGUUUGCCUAUGGGUUAUCAGAAGUAUUGGGGCUCCCUCUACUGAUGUAGCUGUUCAAGAAUUGAGUCAGACAACUGCCGAAGUUAGUGAAAUAGUCUUUUUCUUACUCGGUGCAAUGACUAUUGUGGAGAUUGUUGAUGCACAUCAAGGAUUUAAGCUAGUCACUGACAAUAUAUCUACUAGAAACCAAAGAACUCUUCUCUGGGUGGUAGGGUUUGUAACUUUCUUCUUGAGUUCUAUCCUUGACAAUUUGACUUCUACUAUUGUGAUGGUGUCACUGCUUCGGAAACUAGUGCCUCCAUCGGAAUAUAGAAAAUUGUUAGGUGCUGUUGUUGUGAUAGCUGCAAAUGCUGGGGGAGCAUGGACACCAAUUGGUGAUGUGACGACCACAAUGUUGUGGAUUCAUGGUCAGAUUACAACAUUGAAAACAAUGCAGGGUUUGUUUAUUCCCUCAGUUGUUUCGUUGGCAGUUCCACUGGCAUUGAUGUCCCUCACCAGUGAAGCAAAUGGAUCAUCUCAGAAAUCUUCCAGCUUGCUCUCAUCCGAGCAGAUGGCUCCUCGGGGACAACUUGUAUUUGCUGUUGGACUUGGAGCCUUAGUGUCUGUUCCAGUGUUCAAAUCUCUCACUGGCCUGCCACCUUUCAUGGGCAUGCUGCUUGGUCUUGGGAUUCUUUGGAUCCUGACUGAUGCAAUACAUUAUGGAGACUCUGGAAGACAGAGAUUGAAAGUUCCACAGGCAUUGUCACGGAUUGAUACACAAGGAGUCCUAUUCUUCUUAGGAAUUCUUUUGUCAGUUGGCAGCUUGGAAUCUGCUGGCAUCUUGAGGCAGUUGGCGAACUAUCUUGAUGCAAAUAUUCCAAAUGCUGACCUUAUUGCAAGUGCUAUUGGUGUAGCAUCAGCAAUUAUAGACAAUGUUCCACUUGUUGCUGCAACAAUGGGGAUGUAUGAUCUGACUUCAUUUCCUCAAGAUGCAGACUUCUGGCAGCUUAUUGCAUUCUGUGCGGGUACGGGUGGUUCUAUGCUUAUCAUUGGCUCUGCAGCAGGCGUGGCUUUCAUGGGAAUGGAAAAGGUUGACUUCUUUUGGUAUUUUCGUAAGGUGAGUGGUUUUGCCCUUGCAGGUUAUGCAGCUGGUAUCAUCACCUAUCUAGCUGCUCAAAAUCUCCCUCUAUCCCUUCCUACUUCACUAGCUGAGAUCCCAUUUAUCUCAGGUUCAUGAAAGGCUGCCUUUGGUGGUCCUGUAAGAUCAGAUUCUAGAUAUGGAAAUUCACAUAUUAUUGUCUGGCCAGCUUAUGUAAACAUGAUCAGAAGGUGUUGGCAAAGAGAGGAUAUUCACAACUUGGUCCAUAGAUACAUGGGAUGGAAUAAAUUAAUGCCCUGAGCUCCAGCCUCCCGAGGCUCCCAACAUUGUGUAGUAUUGGAAGACUUCGGGUGUUGGUGAACUGCGAUAGGCUACAAUAGCAGAGCAAAUCUCUUGCAAAAAUAAAAAAAUAAAAGAAGAAGAGCAGAAUAGUUAUGCAGGAACGACUAUCUUUUUUUCCCCUCAAAGUGCAGGAGAGCUGCUGCUUGAACGAAUUCUGUUCCAGCCUUUUGAGAAGAAAAGAAGCACACUGUUCUUUGAAGAUCCUGAAAUAAUAUCACUGGUUGUACAUUUGGUGUACACUUGCUGGGUGCUUCUGUUUAUGUUUGUCCUUAUUAGGAGGUGGCCAUGAGUAUGUCAUCAAACCAUUUCGUGCUCCUAAUUUUAUUGGUCUGGCUGAAGAAAUGACCCCAAAAACGAAGCCUAGAACAUUCUCAGGUGCACUCUAAUCAACUAAUGGACCCAUUAUGCAUAAGUAAGCGUUCAAACUACGAUUUCUAAAAAAAAAAUCUUUCUAU
Messenger RNA from Oryza brachyantha (malo sina), 2249 nucleotides. Its product is annotated as sodium/proton antiporter 1. The record is from RefSeq and is a predicted model, not a curated record. Gene Ontology annotation, cellular component: membrane. The transcript has 10 exons. The annotation marks the transcript as partial. Gene Ontology annotation, molecular function: antiporter activity. NCBI's taxonomy places the organism in Eukaryota, Viridiplantae, Streptophyta, Magnoliopsida, Poales, Poaceae. Gene Ontology annotation, biological process: sodium ion transport; transmembrane transport.